Molecule: messenger RNA, 1641 nt
Organism: Kwoniella botswanensis
Lineage: Eukaryota; Fungi; Basidiomycota; Tremellomycetes; Tremellales; Cryptococcaceae
Product: 1-pyrroline-5-carboxylate dehydrogenase
Exons: 5
Coding region: 1-1641 (546 amino acids)
Cellular component (GO): mitochondrial matrix
Molecular function (GO): L-glutamate gamma-semialdehyde dehydrogenase (NAD+) activity
Source: RefSeq, a predicted model, not a curated record
AUGACUUCUCAACUUGCCUCUUUUAAAGUUCCCGUCAUUGACAAUGAGCCAAUGAAAAAUUACGCUGCUGGCAGUGAGGAGAGGAAGGGGUUGCAGGCUGCCGUUGAGAAGAUGCUCAACAGUGCUCCUUACGAAGUCCCAUGUGUGAUCAACGGGAAAGAGGUUAAAACCGGUGAUAUCCAAUCACAACCUAUGCCUCAUGAUCAUGCCAACCCCUUGUGUACCUACCAUGCCGCUUCGAGCGAAGAUGUCAACCAAGCUAUUGAAGGUGCCUUAGCCGCUCGACAAUCAUGGGAAGAGAUCCCCUGGGCCGACAAAGCUGCUAUUUUCCUUAAAGCCGCCGACUUGAUCGCCGGUAAAUACAGAUACGAAUUGAUGGCUGCUACCAUGCUUGGUCAGGGUAAAAACGCUUGGCAAGCUGAGAUCGACGCUGCUGCUGAGCUCUGUGACUUUUUGAGAUUCUCAGUCAAAUACGUCGAAGAACUCUACCAACAACAACCUCCUAGAAACUCCCAAGGUGUCUGGAACCGAGUUGAGUUCCGACCCCUUGAAGGCUUCGUCCUUGCUGUCACCCCUUUCAACUUCACUGCCAUUGGUGGUAACCUCGUUGGUGCUCCCGCUAUCGUUGGUAACGUAAUCGUCUGGAAACCAUCCCCAAUGGCUACCUACUCCAGCUACAUCGUCCACAGAAUCUUCCUCGAAGCCGGUAUGCCUCCAUCCGUGAUCCAAUUCGUUCCCGGAAACGCACCUGAAGUUGUCAAACAAUGUAUCGACCACAAAGCCUUUGCUGGUUUACACUUCACUGGAUCUACCCAAAUCUUCCGAAAAUUGUGGAAGGACAUCUCUAACAACCUUGACAUUUACCGAGGAUACCCAAGAAUCGUUGGUGAAACCGGUGGAAAGAACUUCCACUUGUACCACUCAUCCGCCGAGAUCAAAUCAGGUGUUCACCAAGCUAUCCGAGCAGCUUUCGAAUACUCUGGUCAGAAAUGUUCAGCCUUAUCUAGAUGUUACGUCCCAUCUUCAUUAUGGAACAAUGGAUUCAAAGAUCAAUUAGUUGACGAGACCAACAAGAUCACCGUCGGACCAUGUACCGAAUGGAACCACUUCACUGGUCCUGUCAUUGGUCGACCCGCUUUCGACAAGAUUACCUCCAUCAUCGAACAAGCUAAGAAAGCCGGUGGUGAAGUUAUUGCCGGUGGUGAAUGGGAUGACUCCAAAGGUUAUUUCAUCAAACCUACCGUUAUCGUCACCAAGGAUCCUAAAUCUAUUUCUAUGACUCAAGAGAUCUUCGGUCCAGUGUUGACUGUAUACGUAUAUGAAGAUUCGGAAUAUGACAACUUGCCUAAAUUGAUUGAAGAUACUACCGAAUACGCUUUGACCGGAUCGAUCUUCGCUCAAGAACGUGCUGCCUUGGUAUCUGCCGCUCACAAAUUACGGAACGCCGCUGGAAACUUCUACAUCAACGACAAAUGUACUGGUGCCGUUGUUGGGCAACAGCCUUUCGGUGGUGCUAGAGCUUCGGGAACAAACGAUAAAUCAGGUUCUAUCGCUAUUUUCUCGAGAUUCGUUUCAAUGAGAUCUAUCAAGGAGAACUUUAUCGCUCCUCAGGAUCACUACUACCCUUCCAACUUCCUUUAA